Messenger RNA from Chroicocephalus ridibundus (black-headed gull), 6993 nucleotides. RefSeq names its product multiple EGF like domains 6 (gene MEGF6). Gene Ontology annotation, molecular function: calcium ion binding; protein binding. The transcript is spliced from 38 exons. NCBI's taxonomy places the organism in Eukaryota, Metazoa, Chordata, Aves, Charadriiformes, Laridae. Bases 818 to 5536 code for a protein of 1572 amino acids. The record is from RefSeq and is a predicted model, not a curated record.
CCCCUCCUCUCGCCGGGGCUGGGCACGGCUGGUGGGAGGGAUUUCUGACUGUCAGCAAGAAAAGAAACAAGAGCAUGUGAGGGAAAGGAGCCGGACCUGCGAAAGGCAGGAGGAAAGUUUCGUUACUCCCAUGCGAUGCGGGGAAGCUGCUCUUGCGUGCCCCGUCGCCGGAGGACGGUGGGGAGCUGCGGCAGGAGGAUGGCUUCGGCUCCGCGGCUGGGGUGAGGAGCGCUCUGCCUGCCUUUGGAGAGGCCCGCUGGGAGGUGGGAUUCCCGGUGUGCAGGAGAGCCCCCCUCCUCUUCCCGUCCCUUGCCGAGUGCUGGAUUUUACAUCGCCUGGCAAAGUGGCUCGCGGCUCCGCAUCGGCUGAACCCACAUGGGGCUUCACUGCUGGGCAGAACCCAGGGCUUGUGGGGUCUCCGGGCUUUGUCAAGAAGCAAAUCCCAGAAGGAAAAGUCGCUUCGGUACAUUUCGCCGCGAGCGAAGGAGCGUUAAGAAGCCAGGUUUGGUUUUGGGAAAAACCCAGUGACAAUCUGCGCUGUAAUAAUCGUUUCCCCUGGUCUGAAGAAACUUGCUGAACUGAACCCAUACGGGAGGAAGCACCCAGGAGUGACGAGUCUGCUCUCCCCCACGGGAAUUCCUGUGUGCUCCGCAAGCAUUGUCCUUUGCCAGAAAGUGAGACACUGGCAAGUUGGGAAGAGGCGGUAGCCGGGAGCGUCCUCCUCUGAGGAACGGGAAGGUGCAAGUGGCGCGUGGGACGGCGGUGAGAUUUUCUGGGCGCCCCCGGGAAGCACCUGGGGGAGCGAGGAGCUGCUGCGAUGGAGUUCCGUGCGGUGGCACUGUCAUUCGUCCUCGCGUUGCGGGUGUCCUCUCUGGCUUCUGGCAGCAAACUGCAGCCCCAUAUGCCAAACGUCUGUGCGGAGCAGGAGGUGGCCAUCGUGGGACACCGGCAGCCGUGCGCCCAGGCAUUCACCCGCACCCUCAAGGUCUGGAAGCAGGGCUGCGGGGGACGGCAGUGGUGCGCGGGCUACGAGCGGAGAACUGCGUAUUACACGGGCUACAGGCAGGUGUACAAGGUGACGCACCAGACCACGUACCGGUGCUGCCCGGGGUGGUCCCGGCUGGAGGGCGAUGCCGGCUGCCUCUACCCUGUCUGCGCUUACGGGCUUUGCUUCAACGGUGGAAAUUGCGUGGAGGGAUCUUCGCAGCUCUGCCGUUGCUCCUCUGGUUUCCGAGGGCCCCGCUGUCAGUACGAUGUCGAUGAGUGCCAGGUCCACAACGGGGGCUGCCAGCACAGAUGUGUGAACACCCUGGGAUCUUAUUAUUGCGAGUGCAAGCCAGGCUUUCGCCUGCACACAGACGGCAGGACCUGCAUUGCUGUGAACACGUGUGCCCUCAACAACGGCGGCUGUGAACACGACUGCGUGCAGGUGACGCUGGCGCAGCACCAGUGCCGCUGCCGGCACAAUUACCAGCUGCGGGAAGACGGCAAACGCUGCGUCCUGAGGAACCCCUGCACCGACAGGAACGGGGGCUGCAUGCACCGCUGCCACAACCACCGCGGGACAGCGCGCUGCGAGUGCCACCCCGGCUACCGGCUGGCGCCCGACAAUAAGGCCUGUGAAGACGUGAACGAAUGUCUGACGGGACAAGCCAUGUGUGCACACCAGUGUCUCAACACUCGCGGCUCCUUCAAGUGUACCUGUAACCCGGGCUACGAGCUGGGGGCCGAUGGCAAGCAAUGCUACCGGAUAGAAAUGGAGAUUGUGAACAGCUGUGAAGCCAACAAUGGUGGCUGUUCCCAUACGUGCCACCACACCAGCUCUGGCCCAGUCUGCACCUGUAACUUUGGCUAUCGGCUUGAAGAGGACCAGAAGACGUGCACUGAUAUCAAUGAAUGUGACAAUGGUUCUCACUGUUGUCAGCAAGACUGUUACAAUUACCCCGGGGGCUACGAGUGUGCCUGCUACGCUGGAUACAGGCUCGGCGCAGAUGGCUGUGGGUGUGAUGAUGUGGAUGAGUGCUCUUCCGACGGCGGUGGAUGUGAACACACAUGCCAGAACCAGCUGGGGUCUUUCCAGUGCGGCUGCGAGAUUGGAUACAAGCUGGAUGAGGACCGAAGGAGCUGUGUCUCGAUCGAGCACCCUGUGGAAGCUCUGGAUGGUCAGCGCCCCGUUAUCCGCCCAAUCCCUCACGUGGCAAUCCUGCGAGAUGAAUUCACCCAGCUCUUUAAUGACGACUAUGAUGAAGAGGAGGAAGAGAUGGAAGCAAGAGGAGAGCACACACUUUCAGAAAAAUUUGUCUGCCUGGAGCACACCUUCGGCCCUGACUGCAGCCUGACCUGCGAGGACUGCCAGAACGGGGGCAUGUGCAACGCGGAGGGCACCGGCUGCGACUGUCCGGCGGGCUGGACCGGCGUCCUCUGCAACCAGACUUGCCCGGCCGGCACCUUCGGCAGGAACUGCAGCAUGGCCUGUCGCUGCCAGAACGGGGGCACCUGCGACCCUGCCACCGGCGCCUGCCGCUGCCCGCCCGGCGUGGCCGGCGAGCUCUGCCAAGACGGGUGCCCUAAAGGAUUUUUUGGGAAACAAUGCAGGAAAAAGUGCAACUGUGCCAACCGGGGUCGUUGCCAUCGGAUUUACGGAGCCUGUCUGUGCGAUCCUGGCUUAUACGGACGGUACUGCCAUUUAGUUUGCCCCAAGUGGGCGUUUGGCCCCGGCUGCUCCGAAGAGUGCCGCUGCGAGCAGCAGAACACGCAGGACUGCGACAAGAGGGACGGCUCCUGCCGCUGCAAACCUGGCUUCCGCGGCAAGCGCUGCGAGAUGGACUGUGACCCUGGCUAUUACGGGGAUGGCUGCAAGAAGAAAUGUAGCUGCCCUCCAGAAGUGUCUUGUGACCAUGUCACCGGAGAGUGCUGGAAAGAGUGUCCCCCGGGCUACCAUGGGGAGGACUGCGACCAAGAGUGCCCGGAGGGGACGUUCGGGGCGGGCUGUCGGCAGCCCUGUCCCUGCGGGGGAGCGCCCUGCGACCGGACCUCGGGGCAGUGCCUCUGCCCGCCCGGCCGGACCGGACACGACUGCAGCCAAGCUUGCCCUGACGGCCGCUGGGGACUGGGCUGCCAGGAGAUCUGUCCUGAGUGUGCGAACAACGCCAGCUGCCACCCCGCCACGGGCGCCUGCCUGUGUCCCCCCGGCUACACCGGCCCCCGCUGCCAGGAUGUGUGUCCGCCCGGCUGGUUUGGCCCCGACUGCCAGCUGAGCUGCAGCUGUGGGAACGAGGGACAUUGCCAUCCUGUGACGGGGACAUGCAGCUGCGCACCGGGCUGGACGGGGUACAACUGUCAGAGAGCCUGCGACGCCGGGCGCUGGGGCCCCGACUGCGCUCACACCUGCAACUGCAGCAAUGGCGACGGGAGCUGCAGCGCGGUGACGGGUCAAUGCGCCUGUGAGGCUGGCUACGCCGGCAGCCGCUGCGAGAGGAAGUGCCCGGAGGGAUGGUUUGGGCUGAGCUGCCGGCACAAGUGUCAGUGUGACAACGGGGCUGCCUGUGACCACGUCAGCGGGGCCUGUACCUGCAGCCCGGGCUGGCGAGGAACCUUCUGUGAGCACGCCUGUCCUGAUGGAUUUUACGGACUGGAGUGCCGGGAAGUCUGCGACUGCCUGAACGGCGCCCGCUGUGACCAUGUCACAGGCCAGUGCCACUGUCCCCCCGGCUGGACCGGCCCCCGCUGCAGCCAGCCGUGCCAGGAGAGCAGGUACGGCGAGGACUGCAGCCAGACCUGCAACUGCUUCAACAACGCCACCUGCCACCACGUCAGUGGCCGCUGUCUCUGCGCCGCCGGGUGGACGGGACCCACGUGCCAGCAAGCGUGCCCGCCGGGUUUCUACGGGAGGAACUGCCGCCAGCGCUGCCUCUGCCAAAACGGUGGCACGUGUGACCCUGCCACAGGGCUCUGCGCUUGCCCCGAGGGCUGGACGGGGCUGGCCUGCGAGCUGGAGUGUCCGCAGGGCCAGCAUGGGGCCGACUGCCGGCAGCGCUGCGAGUGCCGGCACGGGGGGCUCUGCGACCGCCGGACGGGCCACUGCCUCUGCCAGCCCGGCUGGACCGGCCAGAAGUGCGAGAGCCCUUGUCCGGAGGGGCUGUUCGGGGCACGCUGCGAAGAGCACUGCGACUGUGGGGACAACGUCUCGUGCCAUCACGUUACUGGCGUUUGCGAUUGCCCCCGUGGCUGGAGGGGCCGGCGCUGCGAGAAAGCCUGCCUGCCGGGUUCCUUCGGGAAGAGCUGUGCCAGCCGCUGCGCCUGUCCCCAGGGAGUGCCUUGCGAUCACAUCACCGGCCGCUGCGGCUGCCCGCCGGGCUUUACAGGCUCUGGAUGUGAGAAACCCUGCCUGCCAGGGACCUUCGGGGAGGGCUGCGGGCAGAUCUGCCAGUGUGCCGGAGCCACCCAGGAGUGCCACCCCGUCACCGGGGCCUGCGUCUGUGCCCCCGGCUUCCAUGGGCCCGCCUGCCAGCUGGAGUGCUCCCCUGGGUGGUACGGCCACAACUGCGAGAGGCCCUGCAAGUGCAAGAACGGGGGCCAGUGUGACAUUGCCACAGGGACGUGCCACUGCCCGGCUGGCUACAUCGGCGCGGACUGCAGCGUGGGAUGCCCUGCUGGUCGCUACGGCCAGGACUGUGCACGGCUGUGCUCCUGCGGGGACGGCGCUACCUGCCACCCCGUCACCGGAGACUGCGUUUGCCCACCGGGAAGAGCUGGUCCCACCUGUGAGCAAGGCUGUGAGGAGCACCGGUACGGGGUGGGCUGCCAGCAGACCUGCUCCUGCCGCAACGGGGGGCUGUGCGAUGCUGCCGACGGCUCCUGCUCGUGUGCGCUCGGGUGGACGGGGAAAUCCUGUGAAUUAGAAUGCCCGCCGGGAAGGUACGGUGCCAACUGCCAGCUGCGCUGCGCCUGCCUGCACAAUGCCACCUGCGACCCGGGGACGGGAGCCUGCCGCUGCCCCGCCGGCCACUACGGGCCCCUCUGCGAACACAGUUGUCCCCCGGGCUUCCAUGGAGCUGGCUGCCGGGAGCGCUGCGACUGUGAGCACGGAGCAGGCUGUGACCCAGCCACCGGCCGCUGCCAGUGUCCCGCUGGGCUCGGCGGCGAGCGCUGCCAGACAGGCUGCAAGGAGGGAACGUACGGCGAGGGAUGCCAGCAGCUCUGCGACUGCCUCGGCGAUGCGCCCUGCGACCCGGCCACGGGACGCUGCCUGUGUCCGCCGGGGAAAACUGGCCUCAAGUGCGGGUUGGACUGCCGGCCGACCCAGUACGGCCCCGACUGCAGCCUGGCCUGCCAGUGUGCCCCCAGCAGCUCCUACUGUAACGCUCGGAACGGCCAGUGCCUCUGCCUGAACGGGUACAUGGGACCGACGUGUCGGGAAGGUGGUACUCCUCGUCUGCCCUCGGCCGAGCAACCGUCCUUGCUCCCAGCCCUGCAGCCCCCGCCGCCCACCGGCUCACCCCCGCCACAGGGGGGGCUCCGGCCGGUGGAGCACUAAGUCCUGCAUCUGCCGGGAGCGCUCCCUCGGUGUCCCCAAGCAGCCGCCUGAAGAGGAAGACGACGACGUAUUUAACGAACUUGUUUACAAGCCACGCGAGUGGUUAUGGUUGCCAGAUGGACUAAGCUGCUGCUUUUGGGGUUUUCUGAGCGAGGCUGAAGCGCCGAGGGUAACCGGCUCGCCGGGGCGGCACGGGCUGGCCCCUGGGCACGUGGCAAGGGCAAGCACCCCGGCACCCGGGCGUGCCCUCGGCCGGAGACCAGAAGGAACGGUUCAGAAGCAAUCGCUCCUGAUCAGCGGACUUUGAUCGCUUGUGGCGAAUUGCUGGCCUUCAUCCUUUGGGUGCUGGGCUUGGGGAGGGGGGUGAAAGUAUGGGCCAAAAUAGGUAUUUAUGCACCAGUAUUUAUGGGAAGCUGUACAACAGUGGGGGCAGAACGGAUGGCUGAACAUGCCCGCCCUCCUGAGAUCCUGCCUUCCACAGAAGUACCGCCUCACUUGAAUGAUUUUUUUUUUUUUUUAAUUCGAAUUUGCAGUGUUCUUUUACUGUAAAUUAUCAUUUGCCGUGGGUGGGGGAGAGCUCUAGCGCUGACCCCAGCGACCCUGCAGAGCCGGUGCCCACAGCCCGACCCUCUCCAUCAGCACAAGAGCUCCCAGUUAGCAUUCCCGGCGACAGGCAGUGCCUUCCACACUGGCAGUGCCGGCUGCUCGCGACGGGCUCUGCCGGGCAGCAGGAGCCUGGUUUUUAACCCAGGAGUAUGUCAGCCCACUUUGCUCCACCAAAAAGGAAGCCUAAAUUAGGUGUAAUAAUCAGAGAUACUGUGUGGAUAGACACAGAGCUCUCGCGUGGUCCAGUACAGCAAAUCCCCGUGUCAGUGUGUCUUCCCGGCGUGGAGAGAACAGCCGGAGGCGUCUGUGCCGGGCCGGAGGUUGUGUCAGGAACAAGACCCUUGUAACUCCCUCCCUGCAGCCAGGAGGCUGGUUUGGGAUAGCCGGGAGCAUCCCCUGUCCCCGGGGGGAAGCGUCUGGGGUAGCUUUGGCGCAGAAGGGACUCCAGGUAGAUUGAGCAGCACCGGUGUGUUUCCCAAGAGCGUUUACCCUUCCUUUUUGGUUUUCGGCAAGGCCCUGUGAAAGUGCCCAAGGCUCCGAGCCCACCGGUCGGUGUAAGCCGAACUGCUCCGUGUAUUUGCACAAGGCUCCGGGGUGAGGAGAGCCCGAGAGCCCAGAAUGUCAAAAGAAAGCCGGCUCUGCGACGGGGCCGGGCCGUUCCCGUCCCGGCACAUCUGCCUCCGCUGCUGCUGCAGCACAGCCCUGCCCAGGCGCUUGGCCUUUAAAUUAUUCCCACGGGGGCCAACUGAAAAUAAUAAAAGAAUUGUGUUUUUUUUUUUCCUGAUGGAAUUUAUUUUAAUCUGUAUAUAACUUGUAAUUUUUUGCUAAUUCUUUUCCUAUUUUAUUUCUUC